GAUACUGGCUAACUUUAUACUGAACCAAAUAUUUGGAUAAGUUCAGAACGGUUUUAGCUGACUUAAUCUUAUUUUUUAUAAAAUAAAAAGUGAAAUACAACUUUUUACUGAUACCAUGUCAAGGUUAAGCAGAGCCCUGCAGCUUACAGAUAUAGAUGAUUUUAUUACUCCCUCGCAGAUAUGCAUUAAACCAGUGGAAAUAGAUAAGGCAAGAUCAAAGACUGGGGCAAAGAUCAAGAUAAAGGGUGACAGCUGCUUUGAGGAAUCUGAGAGUGGAAAACAAAAACUUAAUAAAGUUGAAAUUACUCUGCAAGACUGUCUUGCAUGCUCAGGUUGUAUUACUUCAGCCGAAGGAGUCCUGAUCACGCAGCAGAGCCAAGAAGAGUUGCUUAGGGUCCUUCAAGAGAAUUCAAAAAAAAAGGCCACUGAGGACUGGGAUAAUGUGCGUACGAUCGUAUUUUCCGUUGCCACCCAGCCUCUACUAAGCUUAGCCCAUCGCUAUCAAAUAGGUGUGGAGGAUGCUGCCCGUCAUCUUGCUGGAUAUUUUCGCAGUUUGGGUGGCAACUAUGUUUUGUCCACUAAGGUGGCGGACGAUAUCGCUCUUCUCGAAUGUCGUCAAGAAUUUGUAGAAAGGUACCGCGAAAAUGAGAACUUGACCAUGCUUAGCUCCUCUUGCCCGGGGUGGGUUUGUUACGCGGAGAAAACACACGGAAAUUUCAUACUACCUUACGUUUCCACUACCCGAUCUCCACAGCAAAUAAUGGGAGUGCUUGUAAAGCAUAUCCUUGCCGAAAAGCUAAAUAUUCCUGCGUCGCGAAUCUACCAUGUGACCGUAAUGCCCUGCUACGACAAGAAGCUUGAGGCCUCGCGAGAUGAUUUUUUUAGCAAGACGAAUAACUCUCGCGACGUAGACUGUGUUAUCACUUCAGUUGAGGUGGAACAGUGGCUGGGUGAGGCGCAGCAGACGCUGUCACAGUUCGAUCCCCUUGAUCUGGACUGGCCCUGGUCUAAUGUACGCCCAGACUUAAUGGUAUGGGCUCACGAGAAGACGUUGUCUGGUGGUUACGCAGAACAUGUAUUUAAGUUCGCCGCAAAACAGAUUUUUAACGAAGUCCCAACAAAUGAUUUGGAAUUCAAACAGCUAAAAAAUCGUGACUUUAGAGAAAUUAUACUUAAAAAAAAUGGAAACACUGUCCUGAAAUUUGCUAUUGCCAACGGUUUCCGGAACAUACAAAACAUGGUACAAAAGUUAAAGCGUGGAAAGGUAUCAAACUACCAUUUUGUUGAGGUAAUGGCCUGUCCCUCAGGAUGCAUAAACGGAGGAGCACAAAUACGCCCCACUACCGGACAACACGUUCGCGAGCUUACCCGGAAACUGGAGGAAUUAUACCACAACCUUCCACUGUCCGAACCCGAAAACUCCUUAACGAAACAUAUUUACAACGACUUUUUAGACGGCUUUCAAACUGAAAAAUCAUAUGAGCUGCUGCACACCAGUUACCAUGAUGUAGUGUCUGAGCUCAGUAUAUCGCUUAAUAUUAAUUGGUGAACGUAUUAUGCUUGAUCUCUGUUCAGUAUAUCGCCAGUUUCAGUAAAGCAAUAUAGCCCAGAAAGAGGAAAAACUGUUUCGCUUUUUUACCCGUUACUCGUUUAAAUAUUUAAAACAAGAGAGAACGCUAUAGUCGAGUUCCCCGACUAUCUGAUACCCGUUACUCAGCUAGUGGAAGCGCAAAGGAGAG
Molecule: messenger RNA, 1739 nt
Organism: Drosophila santomea
Lineage: Eukaryota; Metazoa; Arthropoda; Insecta; Diptera; Drosophilidae
Product: probable cytosolic Fe-S cluster assembly factor GE22682
Exons: 4
Coding region: 116-1549 (477 amino acids)
Biological process (GO): iron-sulfur cluster assembly
Cellular component (GO): cytosolic [4Fe-4S] assembly targeting complex
Molecular function (GO): 4 iron, 4 sulfur cluster binding
Source: RefSeq, a predicted model, not a curated record